Molecule: messenger RNA, 3317 nt
Organism: Rattus norvegicus (Norway rat)
Lineage: Eukaryota; Metazoa; Chordata; Mammalia; Rodentia; Muridae
Gene: Zfp346
Product: zinc finger protein 346
Exons: 7
Coding region: 34-918 (294 amino acids)
Cellular component (GO): cytoplasm; nucleoplasm; nucleolus
Molecular function (GO): zinc ion binding; nucleic acid binding; enzyme binding
Source: RefSeq, marked validated
CGCAGCUCUUCAACGGCGCGGCUUGCAGAAAAGAUGGAGUGUCCUGUGCCCGAUUUUACGGAGGCUGCGGACCCUGGUGGAGCCGGACCUUACAAGAGCUCCGAGGAGCCGGAGGGUCGGGAACCGGACGGAGUGCGCUUCGACCGCGAGAGGGCGCGCCGCCUGUGGGAAGCUGUGUCCGGUGCACAGCCGGCGGGGAGGGAGGAAGUGGAGCACAUGAUCCAGAAGAACCAGUGUCUCUUCACUAGCACCCAGUGUAAAGUUUGCUGCGCCAUGCUGAUUUCUGAGUCUCAGAAGCUGGCACAUUACCAGAGCAAAAAACAUGCCAACAAAGUAAAGAGAUACCUAGCAAUCCAUGGAAUGGAGACACUGAAGGGGGACGUGAAGAGGCUGGACUCCGAUCAGAAGAGCAGCAGAAGCAAAGACAAGAACCACUGCUGCCCCGUCUGUAACAUGACCUUUUCCUCCCCUGUUGUGGCCCAGUCGCACUACCUGGGGAAGACCCACGCAAGGAACUUAAAGCUGAAGCAGCAGCCCGCUAAGGGGGCAGCCCUGCAGCAACAUAGAGAGACGCUAGACCCAGACAAAUUCUGCAGCCUCUGCCACUCUGCCUUCAACGACCCCGCCAUGGCCCAGCAGCACUACACUGGCAAGAGGCACCGGAAGCAGGAGACCAAGCUCAAGCUCAUGGCACACUACGGGCGGCUGGCGGGCCCCACUGCCUCGGACUCACCAGCUGGGAAGGGCUAUCCCUGCAAGACGUGUAAAAUAGUGCUGAACUCCAUAGAACAGUACCAAGCUCACGUCAGUGGCUUCAAACACAAAAACCAGUCACCCAAGACAUUGGUGACACUUGGGAGCCAGAUGCCAGUGCAAACACAACCCACUCCAAAGGACUCAAGCACAGUGGAAGACUAGCACUGUCUCUGCCUGAUCACCCUCGGUGCGACAGCCACAAGCCAGUUCCUGGUGACUGUGGUCAGCCCACAGCUCCUUCUUCCUCUCAUAUCAGAAGAAUGUGGAGGCAUGAGGCCAGCGUGGGCUGCAGAUCUGCAGAUGCCUCUGACUGCACCCAGGUGCAGCUCCUCCGGCCCCUCUGUAGCAUGGCAGAAGACGGCUCUGAGAAGACCUGAGAUGAUGGGCUAGAGGUUAGCCUUCCCUGUCCCUCUGGGUGUAGUCCCAAUGUUUGUUUUUACUCUCAAGGUCAGGCGGGAGCAAGUUCCUGCAGAUAAGGGAGAGCACUGUCUCUGGGCUCUGAGCAGAUUCGUGGAGAAACUUGGAGCUGAUGUGUCAUUCCCUGCCCGUCCCGUGUGCAGGCUUGGUCUAGAUCUGCCAACCAUGAAGUCCCCUGCAGCACACAGUCUUGGCAGAGCACUGCCAUCUCUGCUGCCUGUCUCUCCAGUUCCCGAGUGGUGCUAGGCAUCUGCAGCAGCAAGGAGCUUGAGGAGACCUGAGUGCCCAGUGGGAUCAUGGGAAGCACCGAAAGGGGCCUUUGUCCAGAGGUGCUCCAACCCAGGGUCAUGUGAGAAAGUCUCCUGCCUGCUGUGCUCCUUAAUUCUGUGCCCUGAUAGGUAACUGCCUCCUGCCAGUCUACUAAAAGGUCACUUGGUCUCAGCUCUGUGUCCUUGUAUAGUAGGCUAUCUCUUGUGUAGUAGGCUAUCCCACCCUGUUUGCUGUGGUGCUAUCCCUCCCUUGUCAUCCUCAAGAUUCUGGGGGAACUGAGGAGGAAUGUAGAACUGGUGCAAGUUCUACAGUAAGGAAAAGGGUCCCCAGACCCUGAAGUGAGAUUCCUCCUAGAUUUGCAUCCUGGGAACCCACUGCAGUGGGUGACUGGAGCAGGGCUUCCAGAAGUAUCCCUAGAGCUUGUAGAAAGGCUUCCUUGUUAAUGCAAUUGGGUACCAUGAAGGGAUGGACAGGGAUUAAAUUCUUGUUCUCUGGUCACUCAACCAUCCAAAAUAAAGAAUUUCUUCUGUGAGUCAGGCCAUAACCUCAGCCCUGGCUUUUCAGCCACGUUGAUAAUGCUGUGGCAUUCCCACACAAUCAGCCCCCAGCGUCCUCGGUAAUGAUUUCACCCCAGGAAAAGUCUCCCUGAUGCCCUAAGCCCAACCCAGUUCAUCCCCCCAGCUAUCUGAGUUAUUCUUGAGAUAGUCCACUGUCUCUGGCUACUGCAGAGAGGCCUGUAUGAAAGCUGUGCCCGUAAGGCUGUUUGUCUCCAGGGUAAUUCCUUCAGGGUGGUGUCCACUAACCUCAUGUCCAGGAUGCUGGGUCUUAAGUUUUGGGUAUGUGAGUGGUUGGGUGGCAGUGCUUAAAGACAGCUGUCCCUUUCCCACUCCACUUAAAGAGCUGUCUGAGUUUUCUCGAAGUUUUCCUAGGCCUUCUGGUCCUUGGGAGAGCCAUUUCUUUGUCUCAAAAACAGUAGGGCAGAGAGCAUUAGAAUCUGGUGCCAGUAGGCCAGGCCAAGCACCAUCGGCCACUGCCCUGGGCACUGCCCCUAACCAGCUCCUGACUUAGCUCCUGGCCUCAUGGGUAGAUUCUCUGCUUUCAGCUUCUUCCCAGCCGCAGGCCGCCUCAGCGGUCUUCCUCGGGUUCUCUGCAGCCUGGUGUGUUAGGAUGAGGGAAGAUCGUGAGGUCAUGAAGGGCUGACUGGCCGCUGGCCCUUGUCUUGUGUGACCUCUGCCUAGAUAGGCUCAGGAGUCCCUGCCAGCUGCAUGCCCGGCGCUGUGGGGGGAAGACCCUAGAAGGAGCUCGCCAUUGUCCCCCGGAAGCUCACACCCGUGAAAGUCAUGAUUUGGACCGUCAUGGGGCAGGCGGGGAUGUCCAGGACACAAGCACUGACAGCGAGGGGCAGAAGGCUGAGAUGAAUGCUGCUCUAUGUGGCUCUGGGGCUUUUGUUUCCUAGUUUGUUUCAUGUAGCCCAGGCUAGUCUCAAACUUGUCAUUUAGGAGGCUAGCCUUGAACUGCCGGUCCCCCCACCUCUACCCCCCUGUUCAGGGAUGCCAGCACAUCUCUUUUCUUACUGUGUGUUUGUUUGCUUGAUUUGGCUUGGUUUUUCAAGACAAGGACCCAGUAUGCAGCCCUGGCUGUCCCAGAACUCACUCUGUAGGCCUUGAACUCAGAAAUCCACCUGCCUCUGCCUCCCCUCCCAAGUGCUGUGAUUAAAGGUGUGUGCCACCAUGCCUGGCUGAGCAGUUUUUUUUAAAUAAUGUCUAGUAGUUCUCUAUUUGAGUCAGUCAUAGCCUAGCUUCGUGCUGUUGAACAGUUGUGUUGUUUCUCCUUAAGGUCAUCUCAAAUAAAGCUGCUGUAAGACUCACUUGAUA